This is a messenger RNA of Drosophila rhopaloa, 990 nucleotides long. Its product is annotated as putative protein TPRXL. Lineage: Eukaryota; Metazoa; Arthropoda; Insecta; Diptera; Drosophilidae. The transcript is spliced from 2 exons. The record is from RefSeq and is a predicted model, not a curated record. Bases 12 to 896 code for a protein of 294 amino acids.
GAAGCCUUUCAAUGCUAAAUGUUCCUUCUGCAAUGUCAAACUUAAAUCUGUAUCAAUUACUGUUCGCCCUGCUGCUUUUGGGUAGCAGUUAUGUGCUGGCAUCGGAAAAAUGCAUUUAUUGUCGGGGUAUUAAUUGCCAGAGAAGUAGUUAUGUGGCGGAGGAACAAUGCUCGGAUCGAAUGGAUGCUUGCGUGAGUGUUUUUCACGAAGGAAUUAUUGAGGCUCAAGGAUGUCUGGACAGUCUAGAGGAUGAUUGGAGAGAAAAGUGUCAGGAUAAAAAUAAAGGACGUGGAGUUGACUGUGAGAUCUGUGUUUCCGAAAAGUGUAACACUGUGGCGUCCAAAAGAGCAAGCUGUCUUCAGUGUAAUAAUACAGAGGACGCACAGUGCAUGGAAACUCCAGAACUUUUGAAGGCUGUACAAUGUCCCAUUGCAAGAUCAGGCAGAAGUUUUUGCUAUGCCAGUUUGGAAGGAGAUAGUUUGGAAAGAGGAUGUUCUUUGAGCCUUACAGAUCAAGUCAAUUGCCUGGCCAAUCCGAACUGCCACUUGUGUGAUCCUUUGGAACAACCCCACUGCAAUGACCAAGCUGUUAAAGCAGAUGAUUCCUCAACCUCUGAAUCUCCAACAGAAUCAACAAGUUCAUCAACGGAGUCAACACCAAGCUCAACAAUAACAACUGAUUCAACAACAGAUUCAACAACACUUUCAACAACAAGUUCAACAACAAGUUCAUCAACUAGUUCUUCAAGCAGUUCAUCAACAAGCUCACCAGAAACCACAGAGUCUUCAACUACUGAAGAGAUUCCAACCACAACAAACAAACCCAAUUCGGCUUUCGGUCUGCACGUUUCAUUCUUCCUGAUUUUUGUCCAAUUGGCCCUUUGUAUUGCCAACUAACUUAAAUGACUUUCAUCUUUAAUUCCCACGACCUUUCCAAAACACAAUCUAUGUACGUCUAAAAUAAAACCAAUUUUUAUGAUAUUACCAUAAA